AUGUCAAAUAUGCCUCUAACUAUCCCAGGUUUUCCGCACCCUGAUAUUAAUAACGAGCGCGAGGUCGAGGUCCUGCAGUUUGUUGAGGUUCCCGAGAGAAGUUGGAAUGACGCCAACGAGGUUGCAUUGGGUAAGCCAGAGAACCUCGAGGUUGGUAAGGUUCCCAAGCUCUGGAGGGAUCCGACCCGGGAAGAAGGGGUUAUUGGAGACGAGGGAGAGGACUUGGAGGUUCUGGAAGGUUCCGAAGGAGUCCAGGAUGGGGCCGGAGAAGUUGUUGCCGGUGAGGUCGAGGUAGCGGAGGUUGGGGAGGAGCGGGAGCGUGGCAGAGAGGAGACCAGUGAGGAGGUUCUGGGAGAGGUCGAAGUAGCGGAGAUUGCGGCAGAGGGAGAUGUCGAGAGGGAGCGUUUGGUUGAUGGAGUUGUCCAAUGCUGUUACAGUGGUGUUCGAAGCGUCGCCGGCAUAGGUCACUCCAUACCAGUUGCAAGGGGUGGUGUCCCUUGA
Molecule: messenger RNA, 501 nt
Organism: Sphenostylis stenocarpa
Lineage: Eukaryota; Viridiplantae; Streptophyta; Magnoliopsida; Fabales; Fabaceae
Source: the annotation of a GenBank genome assembly